This is a messenger RNA of Ixodes scapularis (black-legged tick), 1910 nucleotides long. RefSeq names its product beta-galactosidase-1-like protein. Gene Ontology annotation, biological process: carbohydrate metabolic process. The coding region runs from base 1 to 1869 and encodes 622 amino acids. NCBI's taxonomy places the organism in Eukaryota, Metazoa, Arthropoda, Arachnida, Ixodida, Ixodidae. Gene Ontology annotation, cellular component: vacuole. The record is from RefSeq and is a predicted model, not a curated record. The transcript is spliced from 2 exons. Gene Ontology annotation, molecular function: beta-galactosidase activity.
AUGGGGGCCCUCUUUUGGACAUUAACGCUUGUCGUAAUCCUUCAGCCUAUUUAUUUUUCAAGAUGCCAAGAAAGAUCGUUUGUGAUUGACAAAGAAAACAAAUGUUUUUUAAAAGACAAGCGGUUUUUCCGUUGCAUUUCCGGAGAAAUGGAUUACUUCAGGGUUCCGAGGGCAUACUGGAAGGACCGCCUGCACAAGAUGCGGAUGGCAGGUCUCAAUACCAUAGCCAGCUACGUCGAGUGGAAUGGACACGAACCUCAGCCUGGAAAGUUAAACUUUGUGGACAACUACGAUCUGGUCGAGUUCUGCAAAGAAGCCCAGCGAGAGGACCUCCUGGUGAUCCUUCGUGUCGGCCCUUACAUCUGCGGUGAGAGAGACAACGGUGGAUUUCCUUCUUGGCUCUACAACACAUUAGCGCCCGGUAACUUCCGAACGACCGACAAGGUCUUUAUGGACGCUACUGAGAAGUGGUUGGGUGAACUGUUACCGAGGAUAAAAGGAACGUUUUAUAAAAAUGGUGGUGCAGUAAUAGCACUUCAAGUCGAGAACGAGUACGGAAUCCAAAUGUGCGAUAGCGCUUACAUGCCUGGAGUUUACAAUAUAUUCAAGAAACAAGUCGGAGACGAUGCCAUCUUGUUCACUACCGAUUUUCCGAUAAAGAAAGACCAUAAGUGUGGAGGAAUCCAUGACGUUCCAAAAGCUGCCAACAUGCGCGCAUUCGACUCCGUGGCGACUGUUCGAUCAACCAUGAAUUCCAUGAACACACAAGGAUGUCCACUUUUCAUAAUGAAGCUCUUUGUAGGAUGGUAUUUUCGGUGGGGAAUAGCGCACGAGGAAAGCACUCCGCCUGCAUUUAUGGACACGUUUAAGGAACUAAUACGCACUAAUGCUUCCGUCAACAUCUACAUGUUUCAUGGAGGGACGAACUUCGGGUUUAGCGCAGCCUCAAGAAAAGGCAUUCCACUGGUCACAAGCUACGACUACAAUGCUCCGCUCUCCGAGGCAGGAGAUCCGAGGGAUUUGUACUACAACUUAAGGGACACCAUCAAGGACUUCUCUCCGCUGCCACCGGGAAUCGCACCAGUCGCUUCUCCAAAGCUUAAUAUCGGAGUUGUAAAUUUAACAGAAGGAGCAUCGCUCAUGGAAGUAAUAGGCCAUUUCAGAGCAAAUGGCUGGAUCAAAAAGUAUGAGCAGUCUGGCCCAAUGACGUUUAAAGACAUGGGCCUGGACUAUGGCUUCGUGAUGUAUACAGCCAAGGCAGGUUCCUUCAAGAAUCCAACUCUGGUCGUGUCUGGCAUCAAGGACAGAGCCUACGUCGUUAGAAAUGGCAGUAUAAAUGUUCUCGACUCAAAGUUUCACAAAAAACGCAUUGAUAUUAAGAAGGGUGAAACUCUUACUAUUGUUGUGGAAAAUCUUGGCAGGGAGUUUUACAAUAUAGGAAAAGACCCAAAGGGAAUCACGGGCCGAGUGACACUGAAUGGCCACAAGGUGGAGGGUUGGACUAUGGAAGCGGUGCCGGUGGUUGAAAACCGAGACGUCAGCCUCGUCAUGCAGUUCCUUGAAAACCGGAGCAGCCCAGAGGUUCCAGGCUUCUUCCACGGCAAAUUCACGCUCCCGCCAGGAGAGGGUACUAUAAAAGACACCUUCCUGGACCCGACGGGUUGGAAACAUGGCGUCGCCUUCAUCAAUGGUAUCAAUCUGGGCCGCUACUGGCCCAAGACGGGACCGCAAGUGACACUCUACCUUCCGGGUGCCUUCAUGCUUCCUUACCCCGAAGUAAACAGGCUCUUUCUACUGGAGAUGGAAGGCGCGCCGGAAAAGAAAACAGUGAAGCUGGUAGACAAGCACGUCCUCAAUGGACCAGUCUAAAACGAACUAAUAUUUCUUGGAAACCCGUCUAGAAAAAUUUA